Messenger RNA from Rotaria socialis, 1674 nucleotides. Lineage: Eukaryota; Metazoa; Rotifera; Eurotatoria; Philodinida; Philodinidae. The record is from the annotation of a GenBank genome assembly.
AUGAAUGAUAUCCAACAAAUGACUCUUUUAAUGCAUCAAAUAACUACUGUUCAAAUAGAUAGAGAAAUCAUGAAAGCAUAUUUACAUUCAGUGAAGGGUACAUUGAGAGAAGCAGAAUGCCAUUUCAUUGAAGUUGGUCGACGUUUUUGGCCCAUGCAAGUUCAAUCAUUGAUGUUAACACAACAUAAAUUAACCAUGAAUGAUACAGAUACUACUAGUAAAACAACAACACCGAUGGAAAUCGAUACAAAAAAUCAACAGAUUAUCUGUGAAAAUCUACUUAAUGAACAUUUACAAAAAAAGAAACGACAAAUUGAAUACUAUGAAAAAGAGCUUGAUGAAAAACAGAGUACUCUUAUCAGAUUUACAUCAACGAUACAAGAAGCAAUCGAAAUUCAUGUUCAAAAAUAUGGAAUAAAGGCACUUGAAAUGAAACGAGAUUUAAAAUUAGCAUUAAUCCACUAUGAUUAUGAUUCAGAAAUGCUGCAACGUGAAUACUUCCAAGAGCAGCCAAAUAAUUAUCAAAUUGAAGUUGCUAAAUGUCUUUCCACUGCGAAAGUUGAAGUAGAAAAAUCAAAACGAACUUUAUUGGAACUGAAGUAUCGAGUCUUUUACAGUAAGCCGUCUGAUUCAUUCGAUUCUUCUGGAACAUUGAUGCCAACAUUAAAUCAUGAUGACCAACGCCUAUUUGAUAAACAUGAAAAAGCGAUUCAAAGAAGGAAAUUAGAUUUAAUGACUGUUAAAAUAGCAGAAGCAGAAACAAAAUUCUAUCAAUGUCUAAAAAGAUUCGAUCAUGAAUUAGCUACUAUGUGGAAUAACCAUCGUGAUCUUGUGAAAAAUCAAGGAAUGACUACAACAUUAACUAACUUGAUCGAAAAUCGUUUAAAAAAUAUUACUGAUCGAUGGAGAGAGAUAUACAAUUAUAGAAUUAACAAUUAUAUUCGAAAUUCCUACGACAAUUUAGAUUCAAUCAAUACAAAUGAAAAUGGUCAAAAAUCGAACAAUAGUGGAUUUUCAUCUUUUCUAAUUAUUGAUGCUAUACAUCAAUUCUCUGAAAAACAACUACAAUUGUUAAAUCGAUGGCCAACUUAUGUUCCACCUUGUCAAACAUCAAUAUUAUCUUCGUGUCAUUCUAUGGAUGACAUUGUUGAAAGAAAAUAUGCACCAUUAAAACAUCAAUUAAAUAGUCUGUUUUCAAAGCAUCAUAUUAAUGUUGCAUUGUCUUUGAAAAUUCAACAGAAGAUCAGUGAUCAAUUUGCAGAUUCUUUUUCAGUACCAAUACCUUCGAAUCUUCAUCAGCGUGCUCUCUAUGAAGAUCGCUUGAUUCUAUCGAUUCGAUAUUAUUUGAAAAAAAAUAAUCUCAUUCUUCGAAGAACUGCUGACAAUAUGAAUACGUUCUAUUUGGGAAAUCGCCAAGAGUUUGAAACAAAAGCGUAUGAUUAUGUAUCAAAAUCAGAUGCUUAUAAGGUGCUAUUGAAGAAAGAUAAAGGCAAUGGUGAUCAAAAAUGGCAAACUGAAUUGAAUCAAAUGGUCGAAUCUAUGAAUUUAUUAUUGGAAUCAUUGAAAAACCAUGAAUUCCUUAAUGUCGAUCUAUAUAAUGGAUUAUUAGAUGAUGCAAGUAAAGUGAAAUUACCAUGUUUGUAUUUCUUACCGGAUGUUUCUAAAGUAACGUAG